Messenger RNA from Ordospora pajunii, 1281 nucleotides. RefSeq lists its product as uncharacterized. The record is from RefSeq and is a predicted model, not a curated record. Lineage: Eukaryota; Fungi; Microsporidia; Ordosporidae. Bases 1 to 1281 code for a protein of 426 amino acids. Gene Ontology annotation, molecular function: glucosaminyl-phosphatidylinositol O-acyltransferase activity. Gene Ontology annotation, biological process: protein localization to plasma membrane; GPI anchor biosynthetic process. Gene Ontology annotation, cellular component: membrane; endoplasmic reticulum. The transcript has a single exon.
AUGAACAAUAAUUGUCCCAUGAAUUAUUUGAAUGAAAUUGAACUAUUUACAACAACUGGAAUAACACAUCUAUCUGUUCUAGUUUAUCAUCUCAUGAUACCUAAAAGCAUGGCACUUGAGUUUCUGUUCACUGCGAUUCCUCAGUACGUGGCAAUUGUGUUUAUAGGCCACAUAGACAUACUGUACCUAGUAUUUUGUGUGCCACUUGUUAUUUGGUUCAUACUGAGCUUACUGUACAGGAGAAAACAAACUAGCAAAAUUCCGGGAGCGCCAAAUGUAUCUUCAGCUGGUUCAAAGUUGUUUGAUAUCUCAGAUGAGGAGUAUAUGUCUACAGCUAUUGAUAGAAGUAGGCUUGUUAUUAUUCUAUGUGUUGCAGUUGCAAUAUUUGCAGCAGACUUUUCAUUCUACAAUGAUCCUCGGAUUGGAAAAAGUAUGGAUCAUGGAUUGAAACUCAUGGAUAUUGGCGUAGGCUCAUUUGUAUACAACGCUGGCUUCUUUUCUACAAUAUCUGAUUCGAAAAAGAAAACCAAAAACAUAAUCAUAUCAUUCGCUUUUGGAGCAUUAAGGCAUGCAUCAAAAGUUAUGCUCAAACUCGGAGUUGAUGAUGCAGAAUUUGGUGUUCAUUUGAAUUUCUUUUUUCUUCUAUGCAUCCUGAACAUAUUAUCGCUUUUUAUAAACACUAAAAACAACACCAUCGUUGGAUUUGCGAUGUGUGCUCUUCAUGAGACAUUUCUGAAGCUUUUUGGGCUCGAGGAGAUGAUCUAUAACAACACCAGGUCAAAUAUUUUUACUGCAAAUCUUGAAGGAAUCAUAUUCAUUUUGCCUCAGAUGGGAAUUUUCCUGAUGGCAAGCGACAUAUCAAAAUUUAUGUUUGAAGAUAGUAAUAUAAAGCCUAUGCUAGCACAUAAUCUACUAUUCAUCAUAGCUCUCGCAAUAUCACGCAUAUACUCGGUUUCGUGCCGUAGAAUACACAAUAUUUGUUUUUGCAUGACAAUUAUGAUCUUGCACACAACUCACAAGAUGAUAUUUGCAAUGCUAGGAAAGUGGUUCAAAAUAAGAAAUCUUCGUUUUCAUCGCUUCACAAGUAGGCAUCUUCUAUUUAUUUUGAUCUGGGCUAACAUACUCACUGGAGUGAACAAGCUCUUUGGCUUUGAGAAAACUCCUGAAAUAAUAGGACAUGCAAUAUGUAUAAUAUAUCUUGUUUUUGUGUUUUAUGUCCCAAGUAUACUACUAAGUAAGUUCAAAAAACACAAAAAAACCUAUCUUCGUAAUAAUCCAUAA